AUGAGCUCGUCUCCCCUUUGGUUUCUGGCGAGCCCCACGCUCCUACUUCUCCUUGCGUUAACACCACGGGCAACACAAGCGUACGACCCCUUGCAGCGAUCAUGCGUCGGUGAUAAUGUCUGCCUGACCUCAUUCCAUUGGUGUGCCGCCGACGAGGGCCGAGAAGAUGGCCAGACGGGCUGUUCGUUCCCCGACGGGGCUUAUCCCAGGACUCUCAUGGACAACCAGCUGAACGCUGCGCUUCUCGACCGCGGCCGCGACUACAUCAUCUCGUGGAAGGAAGGGGAUCCCACGAAUGAAAACCCGGUCACGAUCACCUGGAACUUUGGUAGUGGGAAAGGCAUGGGGAAUGUGACCGGAUCCUCAUUCUCCUUCACGUUCCACCCAAGCGGUAUCCUCGGCCAAUUCCCGACAGACCUCGCCCCGGAUGUGGACUCCGGCACUGCGAGCUGGCUCGUGGCCCAGGAUUCCAACAACCAGAUCGUCAUCUCUCGGCCCAGGAGGACAGUUUCUAGCGACAGCCAGGUCGUCUCGGAGGACAAGUCGCAGUUCUUCAUACUGCCACCUGCGGAAGUCGAGUCGUUCCUGGCGGCGCAGAAGGAUGUCGGGGGGAACGAGAUGUACGACAAGUGGAAGCUCGGGGUUGGUGUUGGCGUCGGCGUGGGAGUCCCGUUACUCAUGGGGGCGUCUGGCUUCCUUGGGUGGCUGAUGGGCAAGAAGGCUACGUCGCGUGGACCUGAGACGAUUGAUUUGGCGUCUAAGUGA
This is a messenger RNA of Diaporthe citri, 765 nucleotides long. RefSeq lists its product as uncharacterized. NCBI's taxonomy places the organism in Eukaryota, Fungi, Ascomycota, Sordariomycetes, Diaporthales, Diaporthaceae. The record is from RefSeq and is a predicted model, not a curated record. The transcript is spliced from 3 exons. The coding region runs from base 1 to 765 and encodes 254 amino acids.